AUGUCCGAUCGACUAGCAUUUUUGAAUCAGGAGGCACCAGAAGGCUACGUGGCGGGUGUAGGCCGAGGCACAGUAGGGUUCAGCACAGGGGUGGAUACAAUCUACAACUCAAGAAAUGGGCCCGGCACAGAUCUCGAUGAUGACGAUGACGAUGACAAUGGGGCCACAGCCAAUGACAACGAAAGUGGGCUUCUCGCAUCGCGGAAAAGGACCGCAGACGAAGAGGAAGAAGACCGGGUGUAUGAAGCACUCGAGCGAAAACUACAGUCCCGUAGGAAAACACCGAAAUCAGCAAUCUCACCAGCAGUGCAACUCCAAAAUCAAACCCAAAGUCUAAACCGGAACGCAACUGCGAAUGAAAAAAGGACACAGUUCAAUGAUCUCAAGCACGAGUUGAGCAGCUUGUCCGAGGACGACUGGUUACUGAUCCCUGAAGCUGGUGACAUGACGAGAAAAAACAAGCGACAGCGAGUGCUUGAGCAACAACUGCAACGACUAUAUGCUGUUCCCGACUCGAUUCUAGCUGGUGCGGGAGAAUUGGGGUUGUUGAAUGGAAAUGGAAACGCCACGGCAAAGGAAAAGAAUGAUGCAUUGAGUGCUCAACUAGAUAAUCUUUUCCCCGCUGGACCCAACCACAACAGCCACCACGCAUUGGCCGACCUGAAGGAUCUAGAACAGCAACUAGUCGCAUACUCCCAACAGGAUGCCAAAUUUGCAGAUUUGAAAAAAGGGAGACUAGUGCUUGCAUCACUAAGAAAAAACGAACCCUACAAACUGAGCUCAUGGAUCAUGUCGUCUCGUCUUGAAGAAGAAGCGCGAGAAUUCAGCAAAGCGCGCGAUAUAAUUUCACAAGGCUGCAAAAUGAUCCCCGGUGACGAAGACGUUUGGAUUGAAAAUAUCCGACUAAACAGAAACGACAACCAGCUCGCGAAACGGAUCAACAAAGAGGCGCUUUCGUACUGCAGCACCUCGGAGAAACUAUGGUUGAAAUCCGUCGAUUUGGAAACGGAGACCAGGCUCAAGAAGAGGAACGCUAUGCGUGGACUUGAAGAUAUUCCCAGAUCCGUUCCCUUGUGGAAAGCACUAAUCGAUUUGGAGUCGGAUGAAAAAAUGGCGCAAAAGUUGCUAGUCAAGGCCACGGCAUUGUGUGCGAGUGAAUGGGAGUUUUGGUUAGGAUUGGUUAAUUUGUCCUCCUAUGAUGAAGCGAAGCAGUACUUGAACAAGGCGAGAAAGUCGCUCGAGGGCGAUUUGAAAGUUUGGAUUGCGGCAUGCAAGUUGGAGGAAAGAGAGCAUCUGGAUGUUCCUGACUCAGUUCUUGUCAAGUUGACCAGGAAAGCAGUUGCGGAAAACAGCGGUCUAGAUGCUGAGGCAUGGUACGCCGCGGCUAUUGAAGCUUCAAAUGAGGGUUUCAAAAAGACAUGCAACGCCUUAGUGACGAGCUAUCUAAAUGCCCAUCCUGCAGAUGCAGAAACGUUGAUGAGACAAGCCGACGACUACUUGAAAACGAACCAUACUGAUAUAGCCCAUCGCAUUUUGGAUCAUCUAAUCAGUACAACCCCCGAAGAUGUAGCCGUGUGGGAGAAGCUUCUAAGUGCAAUCAAGAAAUCAUCAAUGGGUGCGGAAACCUUGUUCGCUUACUAUCGAAAAGCGAUUGACCUCAACCUGCAACUGCCAACUUUUUACUUGAUGUACGCAAGCGAUCUUUUGAAGCUCUCGAGCCUUGAGAAAGCACUAGAGGUUCUCAACGAAGCCGACGCGAAACUCAACGACGACACGGUCAAGAUCGCCAUCAUUGACACUUUUUACCAAUGCAACAAACUUAAGGAAGCAAUAACAUAUGUAUCUAAACUAGUAAGUGACUCGCCAACGAGGAAUCCGAAAUUCUGGACCAAGUAUAUUCACAUGCUACGAUGUGAACAAGCUUCAUCGCUGGAGGACAUUAUCAGAGUAUGCGACAAAGCCUUGACCAAUUUCCCAAACCACUGGCAACUUUACGAUCAAAAAAUCCGCCUUCUUGUCGAAGAUUUAAACGACCUCAAUCAAGCUAGAGAAGUUGCCUCGCACGCCGUGAAAAUUUUAUCUAGCGCCAACGCUAACGCUAACGCUAAUGCCAACGCCGCCACCACCAAGGUAUGGAUUGCAUAUUCACAAAUGGAAGAGAAACUAGGCGUACUAAUCAAAGCGCGUUCAAUCCUCGAUACAGCAAUGUUGACAUUUCCUCGCGCGGCAGAACUCGGUAUAGCCAAAUUGCAACUCGAGCAAAGACAGCGCAACUUCACCGCCGCCAAAACCUUAGCCAAUGUCAACAUCAAGCUCUACCCCGCGAAUGCCCACGUGUGGUAUCAGUACCUUUCGCUCAUCCCCAAGAUGUCCACUCGAAAGAACGAGUUUGUCAAUGCGUUGCAAAAGACCCAGAACUCGUCGGAGAUGUUGAUGUUUCUUGGGGUCUUUUUCUGGCGCGAUGGCAAGUUUGCCAAAGCCCAAUCGUGGUUCGAGCGUAGUCGCGCUGCCGAUGGCGGAAAUGGCGAUGCGUGGGGAUGGAGUUUCAAUUACUUGAAACAAUAUGGCACGCAAGAAGAGCGAGGUAGAUUAGUGGAAGAUUUUGCAAAGAGGAUGAAUGGGGUGGACAACAACAACAACAACAACAGAUUGCAUGGGAGAAUCACUGAUGCAAUCAUCGAAGAUCCAAAAUGUUAUGGUUUGACCCCCCAGGAAACAUUGGAUCGGAUUGGCUCGCUUCUAUUUGAUGAAAAAAGUAUAUAA
This is a messenger RNA of Lodderomyces beijingensis, 2763 nucleotides long. The record is from the annotation of a GenBank genome assembly. NCBI's taxonomy places the organism in Eukaryota, Fungi, Ascomycota, Pichiomycetes, Serinales, Debaryomycetaceae.